Messenger RNA from Oncorhynchus keta (chum salmon), 3358 nucleotides. RefSeq lists its product as uncharacterized. The transcript has 5 exons. NCBI's taxonomy places the organism in Eukaryota, Metazoa, Chordata, Actinopteri, Salmoniformes, Salmonidae. Gene Ontology annotation, cellular component: membrane. The coding region runs from base 86 to 1060 and encodes 324 amino acids. Gene Ontology annotation, biological process: regulation of cell differentiation. The record is from RefSeq and is a predicted model, not a curated record.
GGCUCUCUCUCUCUGUCUCUCUCUCUAUCCCUCACUCUCACCCAGACACUCAGUUCAUGUGUGUCUCUUGUGUCUAACAGCAGACAUGUCUACAGGAGGAGUACACCGUGGCUUCCUCAGAAAAUAUGGUGGUUUCAAGCUGUUUAAGCAGUGGAAAGAGCGCUACCUGGUGCUGACAGUAGAAGGCAGUCUGAGGGUGUGUCGCGAUGCAGAGAGUCCUCCUGACCAGGUGGUGGCACUGCAGUGGAACUGUGAGGCCAUCGUAGAGGGCAGGGAGAUCCUGGACCUACCCCGGCUUCCCCCAGGGGGGAGGAGAGACUGCUGCUUCGCCCUCAUCCUGCCCCAGGAAAAGUUCCUGUUGCUACUGGCUGACAGCCCAGAGGACUGCAGUCUCUGGCUGAAGUUGAUCAGGAAAGUGAGAGAGGGUGUGAUGUCAACACUCGUCCUGCAGAGACAGCAGAGUCUGACCCCGAGCCUCACCGCCCACAUCACAGACAGAGACCCCCAACCUGACACUCCCACCGACAGGGACACUGCCUCGCCACGGGCGACAGUGAGCACCUCGACCCCCACCGCCACCCCGACUGGCACCCCGACCGUCACCCCCAUCACCACGCCCUCAGCCUCCCGGGCCGGGUCCUUCAGAGACAACAGCCUGGGGGGUGGCCACAGACAGUCCGUGCGGUCCGUGCGUAGCGUGGCAUCAGUAGCUCCGCCCCACCGCACGUCAGACUGUCUUCGCCACGGUAACAGCAGCGACGCGCGGGCGGUGAGGGCGGUGUGUCUGCUGAUGGGAGGGGCAGCAGCCUCCUCCGCUCUGGGCUACCUCCAGUCCUGCUCUCCCUCGUCCCCUCUGACCUCCAGAGCCUCCGGCCUGCAGGAUCUGGGCCCGCUGGGCCACGGCGGAGGGGCGGGGAGCUUCUCAGAGAUGGGAGGGGGGUCGGGUGGGUCCUUCCAUUGUAGUCAGGACGUAGACAACCCCCCACAAUUCAACAGCUUCGACUUCGAGGGAGGAGACUCCGACUUUGAUGCCUUUGAUUGCGGAGGGUUCGCUUUUUAAAGGGCUUAAAGAAACACAACUGUUAACUGUUGAUAAUAUAUGAUCUGUUUGAAUUACUGUUGUUUACUGUAUAGGAUCUAGAACAGCCUUAGAAAGGUCCUGUCUAUAGUUGUUUGUAAAUGUUAACCUGUACCAUUAGUACCAACCUGUACCAUUAGUACCAACCUGUACCAUUAGUGAAUUGUUUGAUCACAUGUACUUCUUCCUACAUGUUAGUUAAUGAAGCCUACAGUCUUAAUGAUCCUAACGUGAACCCCUCCUUAACCAGGGCUGUCCCACACUGACCACCUCUUUUUCCUUCUAGAAUAGCUCUCUGUUAAGUGUUGUUUGGUCUGGUAACGCCCCUAACCCUGCGUGUUGUCGGUCUGGUAACGCCCCUAACCCUGCAUGUUGUCGGUCUGGUAACGCCCCUAACCCUGCGUGUUGUCGGUCUGGUAACGCCCCUAACCCUGCGUGUUGUCGGUCUGGUAACGCCCCUAACCCAGGGUGAUAUCGGUCUGGUAACGCCCCUAACCCUGCGUGUUGUCGGUCUGGUAACGCCCCUAACCCUGCGUGUUGUCGGUCUGGUAACGCCCCUAACCCUGCGUGUUGUCGGUCAGGUAAUGCCCCUAAUUCUGGGUGAUAUCGGUCUGGUAACGCCCCAAACCCUGGGUGUGUUUGGUCUGGUAACGCCCCUAACCCUGGGUGUGUUUGGUCUGGUAACGCCCCUAACCCUGGGUGUGUUUGGUCUGGUAACACCCCUAACCCUGGGUGAUAUCGGACUGGUAACGCCCCUAACCCAGGGUGAUAUCGGUCUGGUAACGCCCCUAACCCUGGGUGUGUUUGGUCUGGUAACGCCCCUAACCCUGCAUGUUGUCGGUCUGGUAACGCCCCUAACCCUGGGGGUGUUUGGUCUAGUAACGCCCAUAACCCUGGGUGUGUUUGGUCUGGUAACGCCCCUAACCCUGGGUGUGUUUAGUCUGGUAACGCCCCUAACCCUGGGGGUGUUUGGUCUGGUAAUGCCCCUAACCCUGGGGGUGUUUGGUCUGGUAAAGCCCCUAACCCUGGGGGGGUUUGGUCUGGUAACGCCCCUAACCCUGGGUGUGUUUGGUCUGGUAACGCCCCUAACCCUGGGUGUGUUUGGUCUGGUAACCCCCUAACCCUGGGGGUGUUUGGUCUGGUAACGCCCCUAACCCUGGGGGUGUUUGGUCUGGUAACGCCCCUAACCCUGGGGGUGUUUGGUCUGGUAACGCCCCUAACCCUGGGUGUUUUUGGUCUGGUAACGCCCCUAACCCUGGGGGGGUUUGGUCUGGUAACGCCCCUAACCCUGGGUGUGUUUGGUCUGGUAAUGCCCCUAACCCUGGGUGUGUUUGGUCUGGUAACCCCCCUAACCCUGGGGGUGUUUGGUCUGGUAAUGCCCCUAAUCCUGGGGGUGUUUGGUCUGGUAAUGCCCCUAACCCUGGGUGUAUUUGGUCUGGUAACGCCCCUAACCCUGGGUGUGUUUGGUCUGUUAACCCCCCUAACCCUGGGGGUUUUUGGUCUGGUAACACCCCUAACCCUGGGGGUGUUUGGUCUGGUAACGCCCCUAACCCUGGGUGUGUUUGGUCUGGUAACGCCCCUAACCCUGGGUGUGUUUGGUCUGGUAAUGCCCCUAACCCUGGGUGUGUUUGGCCUGGUAACGCCCCUAACCCUGGGUGUGUUUGGUCUGGUAAUGCCCCUAACCCUGGGGGUGUUUGGUCUGGUAACGCCCCUACAGUGUGUGUGGGUGGUGUCUGGGUCAGUGUGUGUGGGUGGUGUCUGGGUCAGUGUGUGUGGUUGGUGUCUGGGUCAGUGUGUGUGGGUGGUGUCUGGGUCAGUGUGUGUGGGUGGUGUUUGGAUCUGCGUGUGGUUGGUGUCUGGGUCAGCGUGUGUGGGUGGUGUUUGGAUCUGCGUGUGGUUGGUGUCUGGGUCAGCGUGUGGUUGGUGUUUGGAUCGGCGUGUGGUUGGUGUCUGGGUCAGUGUGUGGUUGGUGUCUGGGUUAGCGUGUGGUUGGUGUUUGGAUCGGCGUGUGGUUGGUGUCUGGGUCAGUGUGUGUGGGUGGUGUCUGGGUCAGUGUGUGUGGGUGGUGUCUGGGUCAGUGUGUGGGUGGUGUCUGGGUCAGUGUGUGGGUGGUGUCUGGGUCAGUGUGUGUGGGUGGUGUCUGGGUCAGUGUGUGUGGGUGGUGUCUGGGUCAGUGUGUGUGGGUGGUGUCUGGGUCAGUGUGUGUGGGUGGUGUCUGGGUCAGUGUGUGUGGGUAGUGUCUGGGUCGGUGUGUGUGGGUGGUGUCUAGGUCAGUGUGUG